CUUCAUUUCAGAUGCAAAACACCUCAGACGCCGGAAGAGAAGGAAAAAGUGGAGGAAUUACAUAAAAACACAUUGAAACGAAAAGCACAGAUUCAUGAAAUCGAACAGUCUUUACCCGCCCAAUCCGGCUUGUAUCUGAAGAUCAUACUCGGCGAUGUCAACGUAUCAAUUCUGAACAGAAACGACAAAGUUCGCUACAAAGAUGACUAUGAAAAGUUUAAAUUAAUACUCAACGUAAUUGGACUGUUAAUGGCGUUUCUCAAUUUGAUAUUCAACUACAGGGCCCUCGAACUUGCCUACAUUUUUCUACUAGUCUGGUACUACUGUACACUCACCAUUCGUGAAUCGAUACUCAAAGUAAAUGGAUCACGCAUUAAAGGCUGGUGGCGAGCGCAUCACUUUAUCUCAACGGCAGCCGCCGGUGUAUUGCUUGUGUGGCCGCAGGGCGAGCAUUGGCAGCUAUUCCGCACGCAAUUCAUGUACUUCAAUGUCUAUAUAAACCUUGUGCAGUAUUUGCAAUUUGGCUACCAAAAGGGUUUGCUCUAUCGACUGAAGGCGCUCGGUGAACGUCACAACAUGGAUAUCACCAUUGAAGGCUUCCAUUCGUGGAUGUGGCGUGGUUUGAGUUUUCUGCUACCAUUCCUAUUCGGCGGCUAUACAUUCCAAGCAUACAACGCCUGGACCCUUUACAAGUUGACAACGGAACCGCCAGGAGCGCCAUGGCAUGUAUCUGUGUUGUGCGGCUUGUUCCUUCUGCUCUUCAGCGGCAAUAUUAUCACCACAUUAUUGGUCGUGCCCGAGAAGAUACGUGAACGUGCCAAGGAACGCUAUCGUCUACAGUCCAUGGGCACCUCAAUGAAAUUGCGCAAAAUGAUGAGGAAUAGCAUCAGUGAAUUGGACAUUUCCAGCCAACAAUUUCUAGCCAAUAAUAAACAAGAAAACUCUACCUCCAUUCAUGCCAUCGGCGAUGCUGCUGAAACAACAACAGCUUUAACAACAACAAAAACGACGUCAAUUACUGCUAAUGCAAACCCACCAGCAGAUGGCGAUGUUCUUCUACAAAACCAAAUAACGGACGUUGAGCAACAUGAACAACAGGAGGUGGAGACAAAACCAGAAGAUAAGAAGACAAAUUAAAUGGGCCAGUGGGAUACAUAUGUCACCGUGAGGGAAGGACGAAAAACUAAUGGAGAGUGAAGCAGAGUAUGCCGCUUUGCAAUUACUCUGAGUCUGAUAUUCUCAAGUUUUAUGCAGUACAU
Messenger RNA from Rhagoletis zephyria (snowberry fruit fly), 1259 nucleotides. RefSeq names its product transmembrane protein 120 homolog. Lineage: Eukaryota; Metazoa; Arthropoda; Insecta; Diptera; Tephritidae. The record is from RefSeq and is a predicted model, not a curated record. Gene Ontology annotation, cellular component: membrane.